Nerophis lumbriciformis (worm pipefish) is the source of this 1304-nucleotide messenger RNA. RefSeq names its product transmembrane protein 130 (gene tmem130). Lineage: Eukaryota; Metazoa; Chordata; Actinopteri; Syngnathiformes; Syngnathidae. Gene Ontology annotation, cellular component: plasma membrane. The record is from RefSeq and is a predicted model, not a curated record.
GCUCAGACGCUCUUCCACCGCAUUUGCCUUCAUUUUUUACUUGAUGUCCUUGAGAGGAGAGGACCAGCAGACAUGGAAAGAAGGAUCUUGUUGCUUCCUAUCCUGAUUAUCUUGGGUGUGGCAAAAUCGGACGACGUCCUGACAGAUUUAGAAAAUAUUGCCGGGAAGCUGGUUUUCUAUCAAAUGGACGGCAACGCCACCUAUGUGAGAAACACGGGAGAGCUGGCAUCCGACGUUCCCACAGAGACCAUGUUUGAACUUUCGGACCCGCAGCAGAACUUUAGCACGGCAAAGUUCAGCUACACCUGGGAUUUAGGAAAUGGAAAGGUGAUCCAAGGGAAUGAGCCUGUUGUCAGAUACCACUAUGCCUCGUCUGGAAACUACACGCUCCGGCUUAAAAUAGGAGUCAAUCUGACCAAAUACACUCCUCCUAUAACCGGGGUCUACACCAAGGACAUUCAAGUGCUUGAUGCAAUCAAAAGCAUUGAACUAAAGGGGCCUUCUGAUUAUGAGGUCUCUCAAACCGCCGGUCUGGCUUUCCAUGUGGAUGGAAGUCCUCCCAUGUGGGUUUGUUGGCGUUUCCUUCCCAACUGCGUGCCCGACACGACGGGGGUCUGCACUCUGACGAUGCUGUACGAGAACAUCCUGUGGCUCAAUCACACCUUUACCUCGGCCGGCUUUCACUGCCUGGACAUCAGCGUCCGCAAUGACAUCAGCGAGCUGCAGACCUCCUUCAGCCUCUUUGUCAGGAAAACCAACAACACCAACAUGCUCUUCAUCCUGUCCUGCGCUGCUGUUCUUGUGGCAACAUUCUCCUUCAUCACCGUCAUCGCCUGCCACCCUCGAAACCACAGAUCUCAGAUUGCAGCUUCCAGCAAUGCUUUGUUCCUGAAGAGUCAAGAGCCUGACAGCCACAGCAGAAUCGUAUUCAACGUGACCAGUGUUGACAAAGCGGAGAAAGAACCGCUUGUGUUACAGUAUGGAACACACUACUACUCCUAACCUUUAUGAUUUAUGAGCUCUUCUGGGGGGUUACAGGAGUUUUUGUGAUACGUGUACAUAGUUGAAUUCACUCAUGUAGUGGUAAUAGUGCACACAUUCAUGUAUGUAUAAAUGUACUCCAUGCUGUUUGAAUGUGACAUUCAGUUAUAUGUUAAGUAAGCUGGCAGGUCAUGCACAUUCUGUAUUUUUCAUGUGUGGCCACAAUCCAGUUGUGCCCCCCAGUGUUUGCCUCAUUUAUUAUUAACUUUAUUAAAGGUCAUAUCAUAAUACCCACUGUUAGUUAGAGCACAGUGAAGAUUGAU